Messenger RNA from Onthophagus taurus, 2437 nucleotides. RefSeq names its product ATP-dependent zinc metalloprotease YME1L (gene YME1L). NCBI's taxonomy places the organism in Eukaryota, Metazoa, Arthropoda, Insecta, Coleoptera, Scarabaeidae. Gene Ontology annotation, biological process: mitochondrion organization; protein quality control for misfolded or incompletely synthesized proteins. Gene Ontology annotation, cellular component: mitochondrial inner membrane. Gene Ontology annotation, molecular function: ATP-dependent peptidase activity; metalloendopeptidase activity; ATP hydrolysis activity. The record is from RefSeq and is a predicted model, not a curated record.
AACAGAUUGUCAAGGGCGAAAUCUUAACAUUUGUUGUCAAUAAGGUUAUAUUUCGUCAUAGUUUGAUUUAAUCACAAAUUUGCAGUUGUUUUCUUUUGUAAAUCACAUUUGUCAUUUAUGUAAAAAUACCAUGUUUUCAUUCCAGAAUCAAAAUCAGGCUCUAUUUUACUUAUCCCAAGUGUCUACUAGUCUCGCACCAAGACAAACUGCGUACCUAAGUAAAAAAUCAUCCCAACAUAAAUCCAACGAACCCCACCCAUUGUGCCCCCAAAGUUUCUAUGAAUCCUACAAGAAUUUUAAUAAACAAUUUGCAAAAUCCGUAAAUAUAGAGAUCCUUCUCGAAAGCCACUUUUUAAAGCGUCAAAAAUCGACGGUAGCAUCAAAAGAUACGUUUUUUGAGAAUAACAAUGGUUUUCCCGAAUCGGAAUUAAAUAAAGAACACGUUCCGAUAUUAUUUAUCCAACGAAAUAAUGUUCAUGCAACUCAAGGGUUUUAUAAUAACCUUCUUAAUGGUUUACGGAAUGGGAAAAAAAUUCGUUUUGAUGUUCAGGUACGAGGUUUUAAAACGGAUCGCAGUGUUAAAGCUGAGAUGUUUAGAAACCCAUCCUUAAUAACGAGGAUGAAAAAUUUUUUUUCAACUCCGGAAUCGCACGAUAAACAACAGCAAGUUGAUCCUACAGUUAACAAUGAAAGAUUAAAUAAAGUUUUAAAUCAAGACCCUAAUAUUACUGAUGCAGAAAAGCAAAGAAUGAAGGUGGCUUUUGCUGAAGGCUAUCUUUUGGGGAAUAACCCUAAUUUAAAAACGGGAAAAGCAGCAAGAUAUUUUAAAAUCGUCCAGCAAGUUCUUACUAUUGUUAUCUUUUUUGCUAUCGUUGUUAGUUUAAUGGCUAGCGCAAACGGAUCUGUAUUUAGGAUUCAAUUAGGUAAUCAAGUAGAAGUAGAUCCUGAAGAUAUUAACGUAACUUUUGAUGAUGUAAAAGGCGCUGACGAAGCAAAACAAGAAUUAAAAGAUGUCGUUGAAUUCUUAAAAAAUCCCGAUAAAUUUUCUAGUUUAGGUGGAAAGCUUCCAAAAGGAGUUCUUCUUGUCGGUCCACCAGGUACAGGAAAAACUUUACUCGCUCGAGCGGUUGCCGGAGAAGCCGGAGUUCCAUUCUUCCAUGCAGCUGGACCAGAAUUUGACGAAAUAUUAGUUGGGCAAGGAGCUAGAAGAGUACGCGAUUUAUUUAAAGCCGCAAAAGAACGUUCACCAUGUGUAAUAUUUAUCGAUGAAAUUGAUUCCGUUGGAGCGAAACGUACUAACAGUGUAUUACAUCCUUACGCAAAUCAAACGAUUAAUCAAUUAUUAAGCGAAAUGGAUGGAUUUCAUCAAAAUGAAGGGGUUAUUGUUUUAGGAGCCACUAAUCGUAGGGAUGAUUUAGAUCAGGCUUUAUUAAGACCGGGGAGAUUUGAUGUUGAAGUGACAGUUCCAACACCUGAUUACACAGGGAGAAAAGAAAUUUUAAAUUUAUACUUAGGAAAAAUUUUAGCUAAGGAAGUUGAUGUAGAAUUAUUAGCUAGAGGUACCACUGGAUUUACAGGGGCCGAUUUAGAAAAUAUGGUCAAUCAAGCAGCUUUAAGAGCUGCUAUAGAUGGUGCUGAUAGCGUAGGCAUGAAAUACUUAGAAAAUGCGCGUGAUAAAGUUUUAAUGGGUCCAGAACGUAAAUCUCGUAUACCUGACGAAGAAGCAAAUGUUAUAACAGCUUUCCACGAGGGUGGUCACGCUAUUGUUGCUUAUUACACCAAAGAUAGUCAUCCAUUACAUAAAGUGACGAUCAUACCCAGGGGUCCGAGUCUAGGUCAUACCGCGUAUAUUCCCGAAAAAGAACGUUAUCACGUUACCAAAGCGCAACUGUUAGCAAUGAUGGAUACAAUGAUGGGAGGACGCGCCGCUGAAGAACUCGUUUUUGGCCCAGAUAAAAUUACUUCCGGUGCUAGUUCCGAUUUAAAGCAAGCAACGUCAAUUGCGAGUCAUAUGGUUAAAGAUUGGGGGAUGUCUGAAAAAGUUGGUUUGAGAACUAUUUCGGAAAACAGUAAACCAUUCUCUGGGGAUGUUCUUGGGCCGGCUACUAAUGAAAUGGUUGAUAAUGAAAUAAGAAAGAUUUUAUUAGAGAGUUAUGAACGUGCUAAACAUAUAUUGAAAACACACGCAAAGGAACAUAAAGCUUUAGCAGAGGCUUUGCUAAAAUACGAGACUUUAGACGCUGAGGAUAUAAAAGCGAUAAUGAACGAUAAAACACCAAACGUUGAAUUAAAAUCAUAACCGAGGCGAUUUUAUUAUCAAUUUAAAAAAAAAUACCGAGUAAAUAAACGACAAAUUGAACAGGUACAUACGCGGAGAUAUCGAGGGUUUUGUUAAUAACAUAUUUAUAUAAAGUGUAAUAAAUUCAUUUCAACCUAU